AUGACCACGACCAGCAGACGGUACUCUUCCAAGCAGCAGAAUGGGGACUCGGCGGCAGAGGCGUGGACCGCGGAUGAUGUUUUCGACAACACGUACCGAGAGAAAGGAGGGGCGCAACCAAUGGUUCUGGUGUGGAGGAACAUCAUCCUGAUGAGUCUGCUGCAUGUUGGUGCGCUCUACGGUCUCCUCCUCAUCCCCUCCACGACCCCUUUAACUCUGGCCUGGACUGCAGUGUGCUACGUCUACAGCGCUCUGGGUGUGACUGCUGGUGCUCAUAGGUUAUGGAGCCACAGAUCCUUCAAGGCUUCUUUCCCCCUCAGAGUCUUCCUCGCUGUUGGCAACUCCAUGGCAUUUCAGAAUGAUAUUUAUGAGUGGGCCAGGGAUCAUCGUGUCCACCAUAAGUACUCUGAAACCAACGCAGAUCCCCACAAUGCCAAGCGUGGCUUCUUCUUCUCCCACAUUGGGUGGCUGCUGGUCCGAAAGCAUCCCGAUGUCAUCGAGAAGGGACAGAAACUGCAGCUGGAAGAUUUGAGGGCAGAUGAGGUGGUGAUGUUCCAGAGACGGUACUACAAAAUCUCUGUGGUGAUCUUUUGCUUCCUUGCCCCGAUGUUGGUGCCCUGGUAUUUCUGGGGCGAGUCCCUGAUGGUGGCGUACUUUGUUCCUGGACUCUUUAGGUACGCCAUGGUGCUUAAUGCCACCUGGUUGGUAAACAGUGCUGCACACAUGUGGGGCAACAGACCUUAUGACAAGGCCAUCAACCCGAGGGAGAACCUAUUUGUUGCUUUAGGUGCCAUAGGGGAAGGCUUCCACAACUACCAUCACACAUUCCCCUUUGACUACGCCACAAGUGAGUUUGGCUGCAAGAUCAACCUGACCACGGCCUUUAUAGAUCUCAUGUGCCUCUUAGGGUUGGCCAGAGACUGCAAGCAGGUUUCCAAGGAGAUGAUCGUGGCCCGCGUACAGCGAACGGGUGAUGGAAGCUACAAAAGUGGCUGAGUCAGGAUGGGCUGUGUUACCAAAGGGUCAACAGCCGAGGAUGUAGCAACAAUUCACUGGUGCGGAGAUGAUUACCAAGCUUCUGAUCAUGAGUUAAACCUUUAUGUGAAACUAAUGUUUCAAGAAGUGUUUCCAUAAAAGUUGUGGGAGUCUUUGUUGUGUUCACAGAUUAUUUGUGACUAAUAAAAACUUGACUACCUGUGCAAACACAGUAUUUUCCAACCGUGACAUAUUUUUGGCAUGCUUAAAUGAGCAGUGUGCAAAAACAGUUUUCAACAGAAUCAUCUUAUUUAAAUUUUAUUUAAUAAUUUAGUAUAUUUUGUAUGGUUUUCAGCACUUUGAAAGCUAACCCCUCUCUGCAGGCAAGGUCAAGUCAUUUUGCUUUACAUCAGUGGUGCUUUGUCAAUGAUUUUCAUAUUAAUAUGUGUAUAUUUUCUGCUACUUUUAACAAUAUUUGGUAGUAAUAGCAUUAGUAAACAAGUAAACCGCAAUGCUAAAGUUUAAUAUCAAUAAAAUCAGGCCUUUAUUUAGCGUAACACACCUGGUUGAAUACAGUUCAACGGUAUAGUACUUGGGAAUAAUUUAACAUACAUUGUUUCUCCAUCUGCCUUGCCAAAGGUUAGAUGAAACACUGCCUCUGACGUGAUUAUAAACUUUUAACUGAAACGCCUCUCUGUCUAAGAAAUCAAUAAGUUUGCAUAAUUCUGAAACAUUCACAUUUGUCCUCUCAAUCAAAUGAGGCCAAUAAGUCAUGUGAAAGCUGUGCAUUUAUCUUUUACAAAGUGCAAUAUGACUGAAACCUUUGGUCCUUAUGCCUUAACAAAGGUUGCCCGUGUGAUAAAAUUUAAAGUUCAGCUUUUAGAAAUAAAAUGUGUUUUAAUGUUUCUAUAGAAUGACUUGUUUGGAUUCCCUUUAAUCAACUGUAUUCUUUAAAAAGCAAUCCUAUAAGAAAAUGUGGGCUACUGCAAUUUAACUGUUUUACCAAAUAAAGUACAAUUUUAACUUGUAAAAAAAAACCUCUUAAAACAUUUGUCACAAAUCAUCUUUUAGAAAGCAACACAUUUCUAGUGUUGUAAAAGGGCACAUUUAUUUCAAAAGAAUGUUUUUGUAUCUAUUUUAUGCACUUGGAAUAAAUCAUGUUUUUUUGCAGCAAA
Molecule: messenger RNA, 2150 nt
Organism: Austrofundulus limnaeus
Lineage: Eukaryota; Metazoa; Chordata; Actinopteri; Cyprinodontiformes; Rivulidae
Gene: scdb
Product: stearoyl-CoA desaturase b
Exons: 5
Coding region: 1-996 (331 amino acids)
Biological process (GO): monounsaturated fatty acid biosynthetic process; unsaturated fatty acid biosynthetic process; response to fatty acid
Cellular component (GO): endoplasmic reticulum membrane
Molecular function (GO): palmitoyl-CoA 9-desaturase activity; stearoyl-CoA 9-desaturase activity; iron ion binding
Source: RefSeq, a predicted model, not a curated record